CCAGAUAAUAACUGUUUGAACAGAUGAUGAACCAGCUAAGAAGUCGGCAUUGAUAUUUCUCAAUCAACACAAUGAACAAGAUGGAUGUCCUCUGAUUUUUCUCAUAUGUGCGUGUGUGUGCAAUGUAUAUUUAUAAAGGUCGGCCAUGGCAGCCUUCACCCACAAGGAGGGGAAGAGAAGCAACGGAACCGGGCUGGCCGGCGUGGUGGAUUUUCUUCUGGCCAACGCAAGGGUGGUUCUGGGCAUCAGCGGAGCCGCUGUGUUGGGACUGGCAACGCUUGUCGUGAAGCGGCUCAUCGACCGAGCCACGAGCCCGCCGGACAGCGAUUAUGACGGGAAGGCCAAACAAAAGUCCCUCGAGGAGAGCUGGCAGGAACUCGGCUUGAUCCAGACAGUGGCGAAACCUCCGCUCACGUUGAGGCAGGGCGAGCCUGAGGAGCUGCUGCUGUUACCGGCGGCGAGUGGGAUUGAGCCAGAGCCAGUGGACGUUGACCCGCCCUCGGAGACGCUUCCGGUGGAAUCGAAGACCUACUGGUGCCUCACGCUUCAAGAGAAGCUCCUUGCUUAUUACCAGGAUUGCGUGUCGGUCUCCAAGUCCCAAAAGAUCUUGGGGAAACAGCUGUCGGAGAAUAUCCGUGCCGAACUGCAGAACGUCCUGAAAAAUAAAUUCUCCGAGCUGCCUUUUGGCAACAUGUUCCUUAGUGGUUAUCUCUGCGACGGACUCAUCGGCAGAGGAAACGUGGAGGUGGACUUCAUGCUUCCGUUGGUCCUCGAGCCCGACCUUUGGGCCCCAAUCCCAGGGGAGCAGACGGUGGUGAACGACCCCCGCUUCUGGAUGAUCAAGCGGACCAGUCUGGAGUAUUUCCCGCGAGGGAGCAGCCCCUGGGAUAGGUUCAUUGUGGGUGGCUAUCUCUCUUCCAACGCCAUCGGCAACGCUCUUCGGAAGGUCUUGGAGACCUCCGUCAACUGGCCGGCCAUUGGGAGCGUGCUGGGAUGCCUGGUGAGACCCGUCAUGGCGCUGAAGGAGCUCAGACUUGAAGUUCAGCACGAGCAGAUCUCUCUGGACGUAACUCUCUGCCCAAUGACAGAAGCUGGGGAUAGAAUCCUUCUUGUCGCCUCCUGCGAAGAACCGGUGGAGAACCUCUGGCAGGAAAGCUUCUACGCCACGGGGGUCUCCCGACUGAAAGACCUGGACGCUGGAGAUUCCGGCGUCCGACAAUGUUGUCUUCAUCUCUUGAAGGCUAUCUCUGAGAUCCAUCCUUCCUGGCACAAGCUGACCGGCAGCCAUUUUAUUCAUGUCCUCCUACACCUGAGCGAAACGGAAUCCGAUUGGUCAGAGGCAGCCUUGGCCGACCGGUUCCAACAGGCCCUAGAAGAACUGCUUCAACGUUUGGAGGAGGGUUCUCUCCCUUGCUAUUUUGAUGGCCGGAUCAACCUCCUCCAGCACCUGAGCUUAGAGGAAAUUGACGAGGUCGGCUACAUGUUGUACACGGCUUUAGCGGAACCUGAUCUUUGGAACGGGCUGGGUUUAUGAACGGCUCAGAGGGAGGGGGGUCUGCACUUUGAAUCAUCUUUGGAGGCCGAAUGGCUUGGAAAGAUCUUCUUUCCGCCAGCGUGGUUCUUUGCACAUAAUGAAGAAAACAAAAUGGACUGUUGAAGAAAUAAACGUUUGCUGCUGGAGGAAGAAGGCCGGAAGUAAGAGAGCCUUCUCAGUGAGCCGUUUCUUGAACUGUUGAUUGAUUCUGUCUGAUUUUAUUCGGGUUGGGUCAGUGCAGGAGCUAAGACAGCAGGUCCUUUUUCAACUGCAACCCAGAAAUCCUACCUGGAGCUGAUACUUAAGUUUGUUUUCCUGAAUCCGUGUGGAUUCAGACAAUCCUUCCAAUCCGGAAGGUCAGCCCAUGCCUUGGGGUCACCCCAAAAUCGGAGAGGAUGAAUUCUUGCCGAGUUAGGACCCUGAAGCUAUCUCUGCACCAAAAUAGUUAGCAAUAGAUUUUAAGAGCGUGUGGCAAGAAAUCAGGCGCUCGGAGGGGCGUUGCCUGUCUGUCUUUGCUUGUAGCGGGCCGGCCUGUAGUCAGAGCAGAAGGAAUGCUUGUAGGAAUGCUAUUGGGGCAUUUAUUUGUCGUCUGCCAAUGAUACUUCACCAGUGGUCAGAAUAAGUGCCAAGGGGCUGGGUAGGGUAUUGUUCUUGGUCAAUUUUAGCAAGGUGAAUGAAAUGGGGCUGGUGGUCUCAGCCACACAUGAUUGUUCACCAAGAUCUGGAGUGGCAUAAAGUUUCUGUCAAAGAGCUUUUAAUCGUCAACAAAACUGAGAAUUGCCUUAUAUGAUUGUCCCUUCCUCUGCUUCUUUUUGCGUUAGACCCAUUGGCACAUAAACAGACUUCCAGCCCCCCUGAUAAAACUAUUUUGUAUUGUUGUGACUGGACGUGAUACAAGAUUUCAGACAGCUUGGAUGGAAGCUAAAGGCAUCCCCAAGUCCCUUUCGCUUGAUGUGUACACGUCAGGAUUUUGUUUUGCAGCCGGCGAUAUGUACCAUGCCGUUUGCAUUGGCAUAAAAUGAGAACUACAAGAGAAAAGACACACAAUACUGUUGCGUCUCUUUCUCCCUCCCCGUUUCCUCAGAAGUCUUGUUUGAGCAUCAAAUGCCACAAGCUCUCUAGAGGAAGUCUAGAUGCAAACACAGCGCACUUUGUGGCGAGUUGUCUCUGCUAUCGUGUUCCUGUGAAACGCCGCCUGGAGUCACUCGUAAUUUUUUUUUUGAAAAAAGUAGUCUGAAAAAAACGAUAAAACCAUGUCUGAGUAUCAAUUAGCUACACAAAAUUUUCUCUUAUGUGCAGUUUAGGGGGCAAACUUAAUGACAGAUCGAACAGGAAGUGCUUGAUAAAGCACUGCAAAAGAAAAGUGGUCAUAUGAAUUGCAUUUAUGGGAUAAUGGGACGUCUUUCUUUCUCUCUCCCCACGUGCCAAAUUUGUGUGCUACGAUCUAGUUCUUUGAAAAGUAGGUUUUGUGCUUAUUGGGGGGAAAAAUAGAACCUUCAAGGAAUUAUGGUGUGUGUCUCUUUUCUUGUCCUUUGUAAUUGGGGUCGGGGUGAAAUAUUAAAGGAAGAAAAAGUCUUCAAUCUUC
Sphaerodactylus townsendi is the source of this 3119-nucleotide messenger RNA. RefSeq names its product mitochondrial elongation factor 2 (gene MIEF2). Gene Ontology annotation, cellular component: mitochondrial outer membrane. Gene Ontology annotation, biological process: positive regulation of mitochondrial fission; mitochondrion organization. The transcript is spliced from 4 exons. Lineage: Eukaryota; Metazoa; Chordata; Lepidosauria; Squamata; Sphaerodactylidae. The coding region runs from base 146 to 1534 and encodes 462 amino acids. The record is from RefSeq and is a predicted model, not a curated record.